This is a messenger RNA of Pieris macdunnoughi, 1044 nucleotides long. The record is from the annotation of a GenBank genome assembly. Lineage: Eukaryota; Metazoa; Arthropoda; Insecta; Lepidoptera; Pieridae.
AUGGAACCAGACAUCUUUGCCCUAGUUUUGGAUACACUAAAUAGAGCUACCAGCCAGAAUACAGAUAUACUUAAACCAGCUGAGAAGAAGUUAGAAGAAUGGGAGAUUGAACCUGGCUUCUAUUCUGUUCUCUUGAAUGUGCUAUCAAACCAUUCAGUAGAUGUACAUGUUCGUUGGUUAGCUGUUAUGUGUUUUAAAAAUGGUGUAGACAGAUAUUGGCGUCGCAAUGCACCACAUGCUAUAUCAGAUGAAGAAAGAAUUAAGUUACGACAAGGGCUCCUUAACUCAAAUAUUUUGAAUGAGCCUGUAGCCCAAAUAGCAACUCAAGAAGCAGUGCUUAUUGCCAAAAUUGCAAGGUUUGACUGCCCAGAAAAUUGGCCAAAUUUAAUACCGGAUUUGAUUGGGGCACUAAAGGCACCACAAUCCUUAGUACAACACAGGUCAUUGUUGAUAUUCCACCAUGUUGUUAAGGCCCUAGCAUCUAAGCGACUUCUUCUUAGUAAGAAGAAAUUUCAGGAGCUUACAAGCACAGUCUAUGGUUUUAUAUUAAAUCUAUGGCAUGAGAAUACAGAAAUAUUUCUUCGGCACAUACAAGAAGGGGCGGCCACAGAGGUGAUAACAGAACAUUUAGAGAAGGCAUUAUUAUGUUUGCGAGUGCUAAGAAAACUCACAGUAUUUGGAUUUAAAAAAGCACAUGACAGCCAAGAUGCUAUUGCCUUUUUAAAUGUUGUAUUCGAUAGAGCUAAGACCAGUUUAGAGUGUAGGAAACUUCUAAAAGGAAGAGGUAUUUAUCUCUUGGAAUUAUGUGAAAAGUUUAUAAUACACUUGACCAAAGUCGCCCUGGGCGUGCUAUCCUUCCACCCGUUCUCCUAUGUGCAACUUAUCCGACCCUCGUUAGAAUUUGCCCUCUACUACUGCUUUACUGAGCAGGGCAUGUCGCUCGCGUAUGAGAGAUUUACAAUACAAUGUUUGAAUAUUGUUAAGGGAAUACUUCAGUGUUUGGAGUUCAAGCUUCCGAAGGGGGGAUCAAGCGACGGCUGCUAG